AUGAAAAAUUCAAGGAUACUAGCUUUGUGCAGUUUUAUUGCAGUUUUACUGAAUAUCAUGAUCGUUGCUCAAGCGAAUGCCAGAUUUUAUUCACCUUACGUAGAUUUGGAGGAUUUAGAAGAUAAAAAAUAGCAAAAACACAAGGUUUAAUCUACUAAAACUCCUGAUUUUAAGAAUUUAUUCAUUAUUCCACCUCACUUAAAGAACAAAAAGCUCUAAAAUCACAUAAAAAGAGCUUAUUUCGAGGGUAUGGAUAUAGAUUAUAACGAGGAUGUCCCUAAUGUCCAAGCUUUUUAAAGAAGAUUACUGUUAUUUUGUGACUGGUGUGGGCUCGUAGUCCAAAAUAGCAUUCAACAUGAACAAGGUUCUAAUAACCUUGAAGAUGACUUAAAUGAAGAAUUGAAACAUCUCUCCUAGGUUUAGAAGAAUCUAAGAAGAAUUUAAGCUUUGGCUGAAAGAAUCGAUCAAUUUAGUUCAGCUUAUUGA
Messenger RNA from Stylonychia lemnae, 486 nucleotides. The record is from the annotation of a GenBank genome assembly. NCBI's taxonomy places the organism in Eukaryota, Ciliophora, Spirotrichea, Sporadotrichida, Oxytrichidae.